AAAAGGCCGCAGCAGCCUCGGGGCGCUGCUGAAAUGGGGCUCCGAAAGGCCGCGGGUCUGGGGAAACUCGGCCUGCCCCUGGGGCUCCUCCUCUGCUUGCUGGCCCAGAAGCCCGCAGGCGACACGAAUACUUCUGCGGACGAGGCGGACCAUGAGCCAGUGGUGACAUUCGUGGACUCGGGUUUAAAUGUAACAGAACCCAAGGAGGUAGAAUUUGGACCGUGCACAGUUACAUGCGGAAUUGGCAUCCGAGAAGUUAUAUUAACCAGUGGAUGCCCUGGGGGUGAAUCAAAAUGUAUUGUUCGUGUUGAGGAAUGCAGAGGACCAACAGACUGUGGCUGGGGAAAACCAAUUUCUGAAAGUCUUACUAGUGUGAAGAUACCUUGCAUUUUUGUACCUCCAGAAGAUCGAUUUACAUACACUUGGAAAAUGUUGAUUCCAGACCAGCAAUCACUGAUACUUCCUAAUGAUUCAGCUAUUCUGGAGGUUCACAGAGAUACACAUCCAGUUGCCUUCGAGUGUGAUACAAACGAAAAUGAUCAACUGAUUGCAUCUGUAAAAUAUACAGUGUAUACAACAGCUGAACUGGAAACAAGAAGGUUAAAGAAGCCAGCCACAGAUAUAGUACUGGUGUUUGUACUCAUAACUGGAGUUAUUGUUUGUGUUGGUGUGCUCUUUGCCAUAGUGUUCAUCAUUCUUAACUGGGAAGCUGUAAAAACCUUCUGGCAAACAAAAGUUUGGAAGAGCAAAGAAGAAGUAGUACACAGCUCAUACGCUUCAAUGAGAACCACAGACGACUUCGGGCAAGUGCCUACAGCCGAUAAUUCUCAGAUAUCGCAACAAGGAAGUGGCGGUCAGGAGCAGGGUUCCUACCAGGAGUGGGCUGCAGAAGAAGGAGAAAAUUAGAAGGAAAAAAAAGAGAUUAUUUUUUAAAAGGGGAUUAUAUUAAAAGUAUGCCCAAAAUAUUAAGAAUAUCAGUUCUGAGAAGUGUUUUUGCUAAUCUGGUGAAAUCUCGUUUAUGAAUGUUGCAAUGGUGUAAAACUGCACCAACCAUAUUUAAAGAUUGAUUUCAGCUGGUGUUGUUGUGGUCCACAGCUAAACUCUUCCUCUGCAUGCUCUUGAAAACAAGAAGCGAAAUUUGUCAUGAGGUGUUCACCAAACUCACCAAAUAAAUAUAAUGGCACUCUG
This is a messenger RNA of Sphaerodactylus townsendi, 1188 nucleotides long. It is a transcript of the gene SPACA1, whose product is annotated as sperm acrosome associated 1. NCBI's taxonomy places the organism in Eukaryota, Metazoa, Chordata, Lepidosauria, Squamata, Sphaerodactylidae. Bases 34 to 906 code for a protein of 290 amino acids. The transcript is spliced from 7 exons. Gene Ontology annotation, cellular component: acrosomal membrane. Gene Ontology annotation, biological process: acrosome assembly. The record is from RefSeq and is a predicted model, not a curated record.